Peronospora matthiolae is the source of this 309-nucleotide messenger RNA. The record is from the annotation of a GenBank genome assembly. Lineage: Eukaryota; Oomycota; Peronosporomycetes; Peronosporales; Peronosporaceae.
AUGAAAAACGCCUCCGCGCAUCCAGCUGAGACUGAAAUCAGAAAGCAGCGCCGUCAAUUUACUGGCCCCGCACUGGUCAGCACCGAAACGUCAAAGUCUCGAGUCACGACUGACAAGAUCGAUCCGAGUCCCGUCGUGUCGCGGCGGACUCGAGUGGACGGGACAGCAGAGGCUGACAGUGUACUGGCCACCGUUUCUCCAUGCAGUAGUAGUAUCCUCACGGUGGGCGCGCACAAGCUGGUGGCGCGUUUUCUUGGUGGCUCGCCACGCAAAAUGUCGACGAGUUCAGUGCCGACGGAGAAACGCUAG